AUGUCAGACAGUGACCUGGGUGAGGACGAAGGCCUCCUCUCCCUGACAGGCAAGAGGAAGCGCAGAGGGAACCUGCCCAAGGAGUCCGUGAAGAUCCUCCGCGACUGGCUGUACCUGCACCGCUACAACGCCUACCCCUCUGAGCAGGAGAAGCUGAGCCUCUCCGGACAAACCAACCUGUCUGUGCUGCAGAUAUGUAACUGGUUCAUCAACGCUCGGCGGCGGCUUCUCCCAGACAUGCUUCGGAAGGAUGGCCAAGAUCCCAACCAAUACACCAUUUCCCGCCGAGGCGGCAAGGCUUCAGAUGUGGCCCUCCCCCGUGGUAGCAGCCCCUCGCUGCUGGCUGUGUCUGUACCAGCCCCCGCCAAUGUGCUCUCCUUGUCUGUGUGCUCCAUGCCACGCCACCCAGGCCAGGGGGAAAAGCCAGCGGCUCCCUUCCCACAAGGGGAGCUGGAACCCCCCAAAUCCCUGGUGACCUCUGGCAACACUCUCUCACUGGUGACCAGGGUUGAAGCCGGAAGCCCCACCGGUGGACUCUUCAACACACCACCACCCACACCCCCCGAGCAGGAAAAGGAGGACUUCAGCAGCUUCCGGCUCCUGGUGGAGGUGGCACUACAGAGGGCUGCUGAGAUGGAGCUUCAGAAGCAGCAGGACCUGUCGCUGCCGUUACUGCACACUCCCAUCCCCUUUGUCUCUGAAAACCCCAAGUAG
Messenger RNA from Pipistrellus nathusii (Nathusius's pipistrelle), 714 nucleotides. The record is from the annotation of a GenBank genome assembly. Lineage: Eukaryota; Metazoa; Chordata; Mammalia; Chiroptera; Vespertilionidae.